Malania oleifera is the source of this 2848-nucleotide messenger RNA. RefSeq lists its product as uncharacterized. The coding region runs from base 872 to 2542 and encodes 556 amino acids. The record is from RefSeq and is a predicted model, not a curated record. Lineage: Eukaryota; Viridiplantae; Streptophyta; Magnoliopsida; Santalales; Ximeniaceae. The transcript is spliced from 3 exons.
GAAGUGGACAUAAGUAAAUUCUAAAGCAAAUUUACUCUUCAAUGUCUACCUUUUUAGGGUCUCCCUCUGCGGCUCUUUACUUUAUUCCCUGCAUCUCUAUUAUCCGCUUCUCCAAAUUUCUUCCAUUCAAGUUCGGCGGAAGCUGUUUCCACUAUUUUUCAUCCUCAAGAAAGCAAGCUAUGAAUCAACCAAUGUGCAUAUGGGUAUCCUCGGAUGGGCGCGGAUUAACCACGCAGAAAUCCAAGCGACGGCCUCUCAGCUUCCAUUGAUGACUAUGAGUGAUGCGAUGCGACUCGCGCAAAGGCCUCCUUUUUCUUCUUUCGUUUUUCGGUGGAAAAUCACGUAAUCGACCCGUUCUGAGAAAUUUUCCCUGGCCUGCAUGCACUUGCAGGCAGUACCAGCCGUUCGUUCCCAACUUGACAAACUAGGGUUUUGUCUCAGUCGGAUUCUUCCCUGCGUUUUCCCAAAUAUACAUGCUUGCUUUGUUUAUUAUUAUUUACGGGACCCCUUCAGUUUUUUCGUUUUCAUUUUUUUUUGGAAUAAGAACUUUCAUUACCCCAUAUACGUGAAGACCCGCAUAUUUCUUUUUACUUUUUCUUUUUUAGUAAUUUUCUUCACUGAGAAAGUUUCGAGGAAGAUUCUUCAGCGGUUGGGGAAAACGCGAGGGCAAAAAUCUUCUGGGAAAGCGGCUAUUUCUUGUUUUUACUCUGAAGUCGCCAAUUUCUGGCCAAAAAUAGGUCAGGACUGUAAUUGGUUUUGGUACAUAUAGAUUUCUGUCUAGGAAUUUCCCUCUUGAGUUUCCAUUAGACAAGAAAAGAUAGGGCAAUUUUUGAAUUUUGUCUUCUGGGUACCCUGAUUUGCCGAUUUUUCUAUGGAUCCGAAUCCUGUGAUACAUGAAAUAAGCUCAGAUGAAGAGGUAGGGUUGGGCGAGUACAACUGCGGGGGCGAUGAUAACUAUGAUUGGAUUACGGAGCUUCUUGGAGAAGUCGAUAAAGAAACAGACGAUUCCGAUGAAGUUCUCGUGGUCGCUGAAGUGCCACCCAAGCAGAGGAUUAAGUCGUCCAGUGCUGUCAAGUCGUCAGUGAACGAUGUAGACGAUGACUGCGUUAUUUUGGACGGGGACCCAGAUAACCCAGUGGGGGUUGUGAAUGACUCCGGGAAUGGAUCAGAUGAUUUGCUCAUUGUUUGCGAGAAGGGUCAGAUUGCAUGCAGAGAUUAUCCUCAUUCACGGCACUGCUGUGCUAAGUUUCCUUUCAGUUCUACCUCGCAUGAGAAGCAUUGUGAACUGUGUCACUGUUAUGUUUGUGAUUCCCUUGCACCAUGUGACCAUUGGGGCACUGGCACCUCCAAUCAUGAUCAUUGUCACGCCACUGACAAAGAGGACGCGUGGAAACUUCUAAGGAUAGAAUUCAAGAAAGGAAAAACGGGGCCACUGCCAAUUCCUAAAUUUCUUGAUGCUCCUUUCUCUGCGGCACAGCCCCCAGCUAAUCUAGUUCCUCCACUGGACCGACUGCAAUCCAACACCAUGCCACUGAUUCAGAUCUCCAGGCCAAAUGCAAUUCGUGCUUGCUCAUCAUCUAGGAAUUUUGGCAUCCCAAAUAUCAUAAGCCAAGGUCGAAGUCCACGAUCAGGAUAUGGCUUGGCUAGAAACAGAUUCCAUCCACGUUUAGUCUCACAACAUCUGCAUGGUACAUGGAAUAAUACCAGUCGGCAGGGUAGAGGCCAGAGUGUCAGUGGUUUAGACCCUCAUUUCGUCCCUUCCCAUGCAAUGUUUAAGAGGGCAGGGCCUGUUGGAGGUGGCUUGACACACCGGUCCAGCUUUACUUCAGCUAGUGUGAAUCAUCUUCAUGCAACAGCUCCAAAGUAUUCAGCAAAUCCUCCCCCGACAACUCUCAGUGACAGAAAUCCUGUAAAUUGUUGGGAAUAUAAUCCUAUUAUGAAUUUGGAGUCGGGUACAUAUCAGAGCUCCUCCCAGUCAAAUACAAACGACAUGGUAACUCCUAAUGACAAAAAUUCUCUAAAUUGGCGGGAUUAUAAUUCCAUUAUGAAUUCAGAGUCAGGUACAUAUCAGAGUUCCUCCCAGCCAAAUAUCAGCAACAUGCUUGCAAAUGCAAUGCCUUCACAGCCCCCAUUAUCUAGUCAGCAUAUUCCACAACCAAAUGAUGGCCAAAGUUUCUAUUAUCAGCAGCAGCAGCAGCAGCAGGGGGAUCAAAUCCAAAAUGUGGCACAUCCAACUCUCUCAGAUUUCAACAUAAGUUGGUUAAAUGAUACCAGUCUGAGCAGCCGAAACUUCCAUGAUGAUUCCCAACUUCAAAAUGCAGCGCCAACUUCUGACCCGUCUACUGUCACAGAGUACAAUCCUGAGCUUCCUGGACUUGCCAAACCUGAUCCAUCGCCAUUAGAGUUGGAAUUUGAGAAUUGGAUUGCUGAGAAUCAGUCUGUAUCAAGAGGUCCAGAUGAAACUGUGCCAGCCGCACUCGAUACGCUCUCCCCAGAGCCAGGUAUGCUUUUAUUUGAUUUUGAGACUGCCUGGAUGGGGUGAGGCAUGGCAUGUGUGGCCAAUUAGCCCCUGCUUUUCGUUGCAGGAAAUUAAGUAGAGGAGUUGUACCUUUUCAAAAAGGAUAUGAUUUCAGUAGAGGAUGUUUUGUAAUGUACAGUGUAUCUGGAAGCAUGAGUGCGCAGUGGGAUGAAUGAUUGUGUACAGUUGCUGCUGCUUGGGUUAUCAUGUCAAAUGUCUGGUUUGCAAACUAGAAGAGAAUAGGCUUACAGAUGGGACGAAAAUGAAAUCAAAAACUGAAUCAAGAAUAUGCAAAUGUUUUAGUGAUGGAAUUAAUUUUAUUUUAUUCAA